This is a messenger RNA of Oncorhynchus tshawytscha (Chinook salmon), 431 nucleotides long. Its product is annotated as NT-3 growth factor receptor-like. The record is from RefSeq and is a predicted model, not a curated record. The coding region runs from base 23 to 355 and encodes 110 amino acids. NCBI's taxonomy places the organism in Eukaryota, Metazoa, Chordata, Actinopteri, Salmoniformes, Salmonidae. The transcript has 3 exons.
GAGUGAGUACAUCAGGACAGAGAUGGAUUUCUACCGGGACUAUCUGGAGGGAUGUCUGACUCUUCUCAACCCAACACACUACGAUAACGGAAACUACACGCUGGAGGCCUCCAACUCCCUGGGGACCGUCACCAAGACGGUCUACGGACACUUCCUCACGGCUCCGCCCUUUGACCCUGACCCUGACGGUAGCCCAGUGCCAUCAAACAAUGCCAUCAGGCCGGAAGAGGAGACGUUUGGGGUGUCGAUAGCAGUAGGUCUGGCUGGUUUCACCAGUGUUCUCCUCAUCGUCCUCUUCAUUCUCAUCAACAAAUAUGGCCGACGCAACAAGUAUGGAUUGAAGGGUAAGUCAUAGUGCACUACAUGACCAAAUGUAUGUGGACACCUGCUCCUCCAACAUCUCAUUCCAUAAAUCAUGGGGAUGAAUUCAA